Gekko japonicus is the source of this 525-nucleotide messenger RNA. Its product is annotated as diamine acetyltransferase 2-like. The record is from RefSeq and is a predicted model, not a curated record. The transcript is spliced from 6 exons. Lineage: Eukaryota; Metazoa; Chordata; Lepidosauria; Squamata; Gekkonidae. Bases 4 to 525 code for a protein of 173 amino acids. Gene Ontology annotation, molecular function: N-acetyltransferase activity.
GCCAUGGCUUGUGUGGUGCGCCCCUGCACUCCCAGAGAUCUCCCGGAUAUUAUGCGCUUAAUUAAGGAGAUUGCGGUCAUUUACAAGGUUCCCCUGAACGAGCUCAGAACCAACGUGGAAGAGCUGAAGGAGGCUGGAUUUGGGAAGCAGCCAAGAUUUGAGUGUUUCGUGGCUGAGGUGCCCCCACAGCAAAAGAGCAAGGAAGGCCACACUCUCAUCGGGUACGUCCUGUCCGUCUACACCUACAGCACCUGGAAAGGAAGGAACCUUUACAUGGACAACCUGUACGUCAUGCCUGAAUUCAGAGGGAGGCAAAUUGGGAAGGUGCUCCACCACACAGCAAUAGCGGCCGCUUGGCAGAAAGGGUGCUCCCAGAUCCGAAUGCACAGCUCCUCUGAGAAGCCGGAGAACAUAAGAUUCCUUGAGCGUAACGGAGGUGAAGACCGCACGGUCAAAGAUGGCUGGAACCUCUUCCGGUUCCAGGAGACGCAGCUACGCAGGAUGGCCGCCCAGAGCAAAUUCUAG